CGUCUCUCCUAGAUCUCUGUGGAGACUCUGAGUCAGACUGUUCUGAAGCAGCCAGGAUGGAUCUCCACCUGACGGAGCCCUCAGCAGACGUCAAGCUGGCGACUGGAGCAGGAAAGAAGAGCAAGAAGGCCAAGGAGGAGGAGGAGCAGCCUGCAGCACCUCCUGCAGCAGCAGCAGAGGAGGAGGAAGAGGAGGAGUAUGUGGUGGAGAAGGUUUUGGACCGUAGAGUGGUGAAGGGAAGAGUAGAGUUUCUGCUGAAAUGGAAGGGGUUCUCAGAUGAGGAUAACACAUGGGAGCCACAAGACAACCUGGACUGCCCCGACCUUAUCACCGAGUACUUGCAGAAACACAAGGAGAAGGAAGAGAAAAAGAAGGAGGGCAAGAGGAAAGGUGUCAGUGAGACCUCGGGAGACUCAGAGGAGCGAGGGAACAAGAGGAAGAAGGAGGAGAAACGGAGAGGAGGAGAGGGACCCAAACGUCACCACUGUCAGCACUGUGACAAAUCCUUCACAUCAUCUGGAUAUUUAAAAACACAUCAACGCAUUCACACUGGAGAGAAGCCGUACUGCUGUGAACAAUGUGGGAAAACUUUUUCUCAGAGUGGUAACCUUGAAUCUCACCAGCGCAUUCACACUGGAGAGAAGCCGUACUGGUGUGAACAAUGUGGGAAAACUUUUUCUCAGAGUGGUAGCCUUAAAUCUCAUCAACGCAUUCACACUGGAGAGAAGCCGUACUGGUGUGAACAAUGUGGGAAAACUUUUUCUCAGAGUGGUAGCCUUAAAUCUCAUCAACGCAUUCACACUGGAGAGAAGCCGUACUGGUGUGAACAAUGUGGGAAAAUGUUUUCUACGUGUGGCCAACUUAAAUCUCACCGACGUGUUCACACUGGAGAGAAGCCGUACUGGUGUGAACAAUGUGGGAAAACUUUUUCUCACAGUGGUAGCCUUAAAUAUCACCACCAGAGCAUUCACACUGCCUCGUAGACGUAGUGAAGAUGUUUGAGAGCCAAGCUGUUUCCUCCUGCCUCCUCCUCAUGCCCUGAUAGCUGUGUUGUUAUAUUCUGAUCUUCUCUCCACAUUGAAGGCUGACCA
This is a messenger RNA of Sander lucioperca (pikeperch), 1091 nucleotides long. Its product is annotated as zinc finger protein 239-like. Gene Ontology annotation, molecular function: RNA polymerase II cis-regulatory region sequence-specific DNA binding; DNA-binding transcription factor activity. NCBI's taxonomy places the organism in Eukaryota, Metazoa, Chordata, Actinopteri, Perciformes, Percidae. The record is from RefSeq and is a predicted model, not a curated record. The transcript has 5 exons. Gene Ontology annotation, biological process: regulation of transcription by RNA polymerase II. The coding region runs from base 57 to 983 and encodes 308 amino acids.